UCUGCGGCAUCUAAUCCAGCACCGCACCGCAGACGUAAUAAACAACGCGUCGGAGUAAUAUCGUUCUCUGCCGAUUGACUCGGAUUGAAUUAAAGUAGUUAAGAGUAUUUUACUAAAAUGAUGCACGUAGUUUAGUACGUGCCAGUGUUAUAUUUUAAGUGGUUCCAGUAAAUAAAAUCAAUUUUUAAGCAAAAACUUGAAUGCAAUUUUCAACAUGUUUGUUCUUUACGAAACUCCGGCAGGUUAUGCCAUAUUUAAGCUCUUAGAUGAGAAAAAACUACAAGAGAUCGAUAAUCUUUACCUGGAAUUCGAAUCACCCGAAAAAGCAAACAAAGUGGUAAAAUUGAAGCAUUUUGAAAAAUUUGCUGAUACCACAGAAGCAUUAUCGGCUGCCACCGCUGCCGUCGAGGGAAAACUUUCCAAACCACUCAAGAAGACACUGAAGAAGCUUGUUUCAGAUGACGUUCAGAAUCAGCUGCUGGUGGCAGACGCAAAGUUGGGCAGUGCCAUCAAAGACAAACUAGCGCUGCAAUGCGUCUCAAAUACCGCCGUGCAGGAGCUUAUGCGAUGCAUCCGCUCGCAGUCGGAGAGCUUACUGUCCGGGCUACCCAAAAAGGAGAUGGCUGCUAUGGCUCUGGGUUUGGCCCAUUCCUUGUCUCGGUACAAGCUAAAGUUCUCGCCGGAUAAGAUCGAUACCAUGAUUGUGCAGGCACAGUGUUUGCUGGAUGAUCUGGAUAAGGAGCUCAAUAACUACAUGAUGCGCGCUAGGGAAUGGUAUGGAUGGCAUUUUCCGGAGCUUGGUAAAAUCCUGACCGAUAAUAUAGCGUUCAUUAAAACAAUUAAACUGGUCGGCACGCGUGACAACAUGGCGACUACGGAUUUGUCCGACAUUCUGCCCGAGGAGCUAGAGGAAAAAGUCAAGGAAGCGGCUGAGAUUUCCAUGGGAACUGAAAUUUCCGAGGAAGACAUUUUGAACAUACAAAACUUGUGUGACGAAAUUCUAUCUAUCAAUGAAUACCGUACCCAUCUGUAUGACUACCUCAAGACAAGAAUGAUGGCCAUGGCUCCUAAUUUGACGGUGCUGGUAGGAGAAACCAUUGGCGCACGUCUUAUUGCUCAUGCCGGAUCGCUGGUGAAUUUAGCCAAGCAUCCUGCUUCUACUGUCCAAAUAUUGGGUGCCGAAAAGGCUUUGUUCCGAGCUCUCAAAACUAAAAAGGAUACCCCCAAGUAUGGUAUUAUUUUCCACGCCAGCUUAAUCGGUUCGGCCAGCGCAAAAAACAAGGGCAAAAUUUCUCGAUCUCUAGCUGCUAAAGCUUCACUAGCCACGCGUGUAGAUGCCUUCGGCGAGGAUGUCACAAUGGAGCUUGGAACGGAGCAUCGAGCCAAACUGGAGAUGCGAUUGCGCCUUCUCGAGGAGGGCAAUUUAUCUAGGUUAUCCGGCACUGGAAAAGCUAAAGCCAAGCUAGAAAAAUAUCACUCGAAGAGCGAAGUGAGAUCCUUCAAGGUGGCCGAAGACAGCACGCUUCCUAUUGGCAAAAAGCGAAAGCUUACGGAAACAGCGGACAAUGACGAAGAAAGUGAAGAGACUCCCAAAAUAAAAGAGGAGCCCUCCGACGAAAGUGCCGCACAGGAAGGAUCCUCUAAGAAAACAAAAAAGAAGAAACAUAAGGAAAGACAAGAAUCUGAGAGUGAGCAGCAAAUAUCCAAAAAGAUAAAAACCGAGGACGAAGAAACAAUGAGUGCAAAAAAGAAGAAAAAGAAGCGAGAGAGUGAAACAGCAGCAGUUGCAUCCGAAGAAGCUGAAGGUAAUGAAGACGCCCAGCAGGGACAGAGCGUGACGCCAAAAUCAGAAAAGAAAAAGAAGAAGAAAAUUAAAGAAGAAAGCGCAUAGCCUAUUGUAAAUUAGUUUAUUUUGCUUAAGAUAUAAACCAUUGAAUUAUCAA
Armigeres subalbatus is the source of this 1943-nucleotide messenger RNA. It is a transcript of the gene nop5, whose product is annotated as nucleolar protein 58. NCBI's taxonomy places the organism in Eukaryota, Metazoa, Arthropoda, Insecta, Diptera, Culicidae. The transcript has 6 exons. Gene Ontology annotation, molecular function: snoRNA binding. The record is from RefSeq and is a predicted model, not a curated record. Bases 215 to 1891 code for a protein of 558 amino acids. Gene Ontology annotation, cellular component: box C/D methylation guide snoRNP complex; small-subunit processome.